Pezoporus flaviventris is the source of this 1658-nucleotide messenger RNA. RefSeq names its product urotensin-2 receptor-like. Gene Ontology annotation, molecular function: urotensin II receptor activity. The record is from RefSeq and is a predicted model, not a curated record. NCBI's taxonomy places the organism in Eukaryota, Metazoa, Chordata, Aves, Psittaciformes, Psittacidae. Gene Ontology annotation, biological process: regulation of blood pressure; blood vessel diameter maintenance; neuropeptide signaling pathway. Gene Ontology annotation, cellular component: membrane. The transcript has a single exon. Bases 597 to 1607 code for a protein of 336 amino acids.
AAGAGAAGGCAGACAGUAGGUCUCCUCAGCUAGCAGCUGAGUCUGGUAUGAACUGGGACUGCAUUCACACCGGUGUGUGAAGCUCUGAGUCAGACACAUUCCUCUCUGCAGUGGGCAAGGCAACUCCCCAGGGGUUAGUUCAGGGAGCAGAGCCCACCUCUCCGGAGUCUGUCUGAGUUGAGAAGAUACAGACUUCGGAGGAGAAAUCCACUUGCCAACCGAGUCUGCUGGUUUCUGCGGGCCCAGUGAACACUGGAGAAACAAAUGAGGAGCUGGUGAAGAUCAGAGACCUUUCCUCUUGGCUGGCAGAGGUUAUUUUGCACCUCUUGGUCUUGAAGGCAAGGGCAUUGUCCCCUUCUCAGCCCUUUGGUGAUUGAGAGAAACCAACAGACAGAGCUUGUGAUGGACAAGACCAGCAAAAUGGACUGGGUGGCAGGAGGUGAGGAAUAGACUUCUCUGGAGUACCCUGUAUCUUCCCUUCCCUCAGCUGCUUUCCUGGCAAGGCUACACGUAUCCAAUAUAUAGCAAGGGGGGAAGGCAGGGGGAAGGAACAGGUCUCUGACAGCCUGCCUUAUUCUUGCUUGCUGUACCCAAAGAUGUCUUAUGACCCUUCCUUCAGCAGCACAAGACCCGGAGAGGAUCUUGAGGGUGGCAGCUUCUUGGAGGAAAGCAGUGGUGUGGGUGAUGACAGUAGCGUCCUGGGAGGGGACAGCCCAGUCACGGUGCCUCUGGGUGCAGUGCUGCUCAUCAUGUGCCUCACUGGGAUGGUGGGGAACAUAUACACCAUCUUGGUAGCCUCCGGCAGGGUGGCGGGCCACUCAGCAGGCUCCUUGGGGGUCUAUGUGAUCAACCUAGCCCUGGCUGACCUCCUGUACCUCUCCACCAUCCCCUUUGUGGUCUGCACCUACUUCGCCCAUGACUGGUUCUUUGGGGAUAUGGGCUGCAGGCUUUUGCUCAGCCUGGACCUCCUCACCAUGCACGCCAGCAUCUUCCUCCUGACUGCCAUGAGCCUGGAGCGGUACUGGGCAGUGUCCAGGCCACUGCGGGCCAGGUGGGCGAGCAAUGCUUACCGCAAACUGGUCAGCGCUGUCCUCUGGCUCCUCUCGCUCCUGCUUACGGCCCCCAUGAUGGUGAUGACCCAGCUGCGGGAGGAGGACGGCCCCCACAAGCGCAUAUGCAUCCCCACCUGGACACCGGCAGCCUUCCGGCUCUACCUGACGGUGCUCUUCACCACCAGCAUCCUGGCACCUGGCGUGGUGCUGGGCAUCGUCUACACCCGCCUGGCCCGCGCAUACUGCUCCUCCGCAUGGGGCCUGGGGCUGCCGGUGGCUGGCAGGGUCCCUGCCUGGCAGCUGUUGUCCAGGAUCUCCACCAUUGUGGUGGUUUACUGGGCCUGCUUCCUCCCCUUCUGGGCCUGGCAGCUGGCUGGGCUCUAUUGGGGUGAGGGGCUGGGCAUUGGUGCCACCGCACAAGCCUACCUCAACUUCGGGGUCACCUGCCUGGCCUACAGCAAUAGCUGCAUCAACCCCUUCCUCUACACCCUACUCACUCGCAGCUACUGCCAGUGCCGCAGGGUGGGCAUGGCACGGCCACCAGCGCCAUCCUAGGAGCCAUGGAAGGGCUAGGGGGAGGCCACAGCAUCCCUCCACUUAGUAGAA